UGGCAGGCCUCCUCCCUCAAGAAUUGGCAUUUCAGCAGUCCAUUUAUAGGCAAAAAAAGAGCGACUAAUUUCCUGACUAAUUUUACACAGAAGCGGAGGGUAAGGAAAGCUCCGCCCACUCCUGCCUCCUGAGUGAUACAGCCAAUAUUUAUCACAACGUCAAUCAAUUUUUUGUAUCAGCCAAUCGGGGGCGAAUGCCUGCGUGGUGACCUCAGAGUCCAGCCUGCAAAAAGAGCUUGCACACGUUUAGGGCGGAAGGAGGGAAUCGUCAGAACGUAAGCUGUGAGGAAGUAACUAGAGCAGCCGGAAUAAUGUGUGACUUCUCGGAAGAUCAGACCGCUGAGUUCAAGGAGGCUUUCCAGCUCUUUGACAGAACUGGAGAUGGCAAGAUCCUCUACAGCCAGUGUGGCGAUGUGAUGAGAGCCCUGGGCCAGAACCCUACCAAUGCUGAAGUCAUGAAAGUUCUGGGGAACCCCAAGAGUGAUGAAAUGAAUAUGAAGACGCUGAGCUUUGAGCAGUUCUUACCCAUGAUGCAAACCAUUGCUAAGAACAAGGAUCAGGGCUGCUUCGAGGAUUACGUAGAGGGACUGAGGGUCUUUGACAAGGAGGGGAAUGGCACUGUCAUGGGAGCAGAGAUACGUCAUGUGCUUGUCACCCUAGGGGAGAAGAUGACGGAGGAAGAAGUAGAGAUGCUUGUGGCUGGCCACGAAGACAGCAAUGGCUGCAUUAACUAUGAAGCAUUUGUGAGACACAUCUUAUCAGGGUGAAUUCGAAUGGGAGUUGGUGCGGAUGGUUCUGAGCGGCUGAAGAUCAUCUCUAGCUUCUCCUGUGAACCUCCUUCUCCAAUUUAUCCUUAAAAUGUUUGUGCCUUUUUUAUCUGUGUCUGAAACUACUUUUGGUUUCCUCUUCUCCGACCUCUUGAUUUAGUCCUUGGGGUAGGGACUAAGGAAGGAAAAAAACUAUUGUCUAAAGAGGGGUGCUCCUGAAAUGCAAGGAAGUUAAUGUGUUGCUGGCUUGUCUUGCAUCACUUUAUGUCCAGAAGCUUUCAGCUUAUUCUUCCUCUCGAUUGCUUUAAUAAACUGUUCCCAAACGUU
Rhineura floridana is the source of this 1094-nucleotide messenger RNA. It is a transcript of the gene MYL6, whose product is annotated as myosin light chain 6. Lineage: Eukaryota; Metazoa; Chordata; Lepidosauria; Squamata; Rhineuridae. The coding region runs from base 312 to 767 and encodes 151 amino acids. Gene Ontology annotation, cellular component: myosin II complex. Gene Ontology annotation, molecular function: calcium ion binding; structural constituent of muscle. The transcript is spliced from 7 exons. The record is from RefSeq and is a predicted model, not a curated record.